Molecule: messenger RNA, 2502 nt
Organism: Pyricularia oryzae 70-15
Lineage: Eukaryota; Fungi; Ascomycota; Sordariomycetes; Magnaporthales; Pyriculariaceae
Product: asparagine synthase
Exons: 7
Coding region: 177-2306 (709 amino acids)
Cellular component (GO): cytosol
Molecular function (GO): asparagine synthase (glutamine-hydrolyzing) activity
Source: RefSeq, a predicted model, not a curated record
ACUGACUGUCACCUGAUGCAUAUAUAAGCAUCGGACUUCCUUCAUGUAUCUCACACAGAUGUAGCCAUAUUCAUGAAGAUUCUUUCCAACACAAACUCAGCUUAUACCAACACCAACAGCGCCUAGCAAACCGAGUAUAUUGCCUUCCUACCGCUUUUCUGUACAAAAACCAAAACAUGUGCGGCGCAUCGGUUAUCGUGUCCUUGCGCCGCAAGCAUGAAGAAACCAACGGGGCCGCGGCGGCCAAGACGUCCGACAAGGAAAGCAGGCUUGCGAAAAGCCUCGACGCUCUGGCCCACCGCGGCCCUGAUGCUCGGGGCGUCUGGAUCGACCCGACGGGAGAAGUUGGUCUCGCCCAUACCAGACUUGCCAUCAUUGAUCUCUCGGCCGAGGGAAACCAGCCUCUGCAUGACGACCAGGACCACAUCCACGCCGUGAUCACCGGUGAGAUCUACGACCACGAUCGCCUCCGCCGGGAGUGCGUCGAGGCCGGCUACAGGUUCAAGGGCCACAGCGACUCGGAAGUGGUGGUCGCCCUGUACCAGCGAUAUGGCGCCCCAGGGUUCCUGGAGCACUGCCGGGGUGAGUUUUCGAUGGUCGUCUAUGAUGACCGUUCCGGCGAGGUCUUUGCGUGUCGCGACCGCUCGGGCAUCAAGCCGCUGUUUUACACCAUCGUUCAAAACGAGCUGUGGUUUUCCUCCGAGGUCAAGGGGUUUUUGGGAAUGGGCUGGAAGCCGGAGUGGGCCCUCGAGUCGAUCGCAAUGGGCGUAACCCAGGUUGGCUCCAGCACCAUAUUCCAGGGCGUCAACAGGAUUGAGCCUGGGUUUUAUAUGAAGGUCACUGCCGAUGGAGACAUUACCCAUUCCAAAUAUUGGGAUUUUGAUUAUCCCGACAAGACCGUGGUCGACAACCGUUCCAUGGAAGACAUGGUCCAGGAGCUGCGUGAAGCACUUGUCGAUGCCGUACGGCUUCGUCUUCGGGCCGAUGUGCCAGUGGGCAUCUAUCUGUCGGGUGGCCUUGACUCGUCGAUGAUUGCGGGUAUUGCGAAGAAGCUGAUCGACGAGGAAGGUGCCACGGCUGGCAGCCAGAAAGCAUCAGAACGAAUGACGACUUUUACUCUCGCGGUGAACAGUGACCAAGACAACUCGGUGUACAAUGAGGCUUCCAUUGCGAGCAGGACGGCCAAAUUCCUUGGAGUAAAGGAAAAGACGUUGAACGCAGACGAGCAACUUUUGGCAUCGACGUUUGAGGAUGCAUGUUGGCAUAUCGAACAACCUAUAUCCACCCUAUCAAUGUGUGCCAAGGUUGCCUUGUCCAAGCUUGCACGCGACAGCGGAGUCACCGUCAUACUCACGGGCGAAGGUGCCGAUGAGACAUUUGCUGGAUAUCCUUGGAUGCUUCCAGACCUGACCGCGGAGGCUGAUCACUCGCGGCCAGACGCACCAAUCAACAGAGACAUUGACAAUCUGCGCGGCCCGAUUCGCAAACAGCUGUUUGACAUGUGGGCCAAUCUAGGCAGCACCGAGAUGCCAAAGCUAUUGCAGCAAGUCAAGCCCGAGACGUGGGCCAAGAUGAAUUUCGUGUCCACUCCGGUUGUCUCGGACGGCAGCAGCGGGGUGGGCCUGAUCCACCCCAAACUCCGGGCCAAGUACAACCUCGACGACAGAAUAAGCAAGACGCAGGACUGCAUCGGCGAGGACGUCCUGAAAAAAGUCCGUGAAAAGUGGCACCCGCUCAACUCGUCGCUCUACCUCAACCACAAGACCCUCCUCGCCAACACCAUCAUCCCCAGCAACGGCGACCGGACGGAAAUGGCCAACAGCGUCGAGGGCCGACCGCCCAUCCUGGACCACAAGGUGCUCGAGCUGGCGUCCAAGCUGCCGCCCAGCGUCCAGGUCGGCUACUUUCCCGAUGGCGCCAACCUGAACAGCGGCAAGACCGUCUUCAGGAGCAACAACGCGGACGGCGAGCUCAUGGCCAGGUUCCGCGAAAAGUUUCUCCUGCGCGAGGCCGCGAGGCCCUUUGUCACGGACGAGAUUUACUCCCGGCCCAAGCACAGCUUCAUGGCGUCGAGCAACUACCACGCCGGGGGCCCCAUCCACCAGGUCUUGAAGAGGCUCUUGACUAAGGAGAAUGUCGAGGCCGUCGGGUUCCUCGAUUGGCCCAAGAUCGAAGCCCAUUUGGCUUCGGCCUUUGAUCCUCAGCUCGCCCACGUCGCCGGCCAAAAUUUCGCGCCUUGCUUGCAGGCGGCAUCUUUUGUGACAAUCAGCCAGAAGUUUGGCGUAGCCAGAGCCUCGGUGGAGUAAACGAGGUUUGAUGGCAAAAAUGAGGUUGUUAUGGUUUUGUCAUGAUUUACGAGAGAAUGUAUCUAGCUUACCGGUUUGGUGCGACACUUGGCCCCUCACUCACUGAUGUGAAUCAUAACUCUUUUGGCGUUCUUUUCUUCUUUUUCCUCUUUUUUCAUGUACUGGAGGCAUAUUGCAAUGUGAUUGUGAUUGGCGU